CCGUUCAGCCCCCGGACUCUCUGGACCACGCACUGACUAUAGCGUUACCACGCCGUUUAGCAGCAGCUGAUCACGUGCGAUCUGGCUGCUGAUUGGUCGCCGCCUUACACACCUUUACAGCUGAUUGGCAGAGGCUUUCCCCGCCCGGGUCUACGUUCUAUGAGCUGCAGCACUAUCUGAAUGGAGCAGCUGUGUAUAGGGAGAAGUGCAUAGCAGCAGAGCCACACUGCCCAUCACCUACCGAGCCAGAUGGAUAAAAUGGAAGUCCUUAGACAUCAUCCCUACGGUGGCGCCCCCUGGAAGUCCGCUCCGGGGAAAGGAGACUUUGAAGCGGUGGAAGCGCUUAUGUACAUGAGCAACCGCUGGAAGCUGGAGUCCAAAUGUUAUAGCGAUUUGAGACCAAUUACCCCAGCGUCUGACCUCUCGGAGAGCGAAGAUAGCUUGAUGACAGCCGAAUUCAGCAGUGCCACCAUGCCAGCCUUUUGCCUGACCCCACCAUAUAGCCCUUCUGAAUUCGAAAUGUCCCAUUCCCCUGGCAUCCACACCGUGUGCCCAGUACCAGCUACUGAGAAAAACAGGUCUGCAUCUGGCAUGAGCCAUAGUAAUUCAGGCCCAACCCAACCAAAAGCCCAGGUGACCAGCGUCAUCCGCCAUACCGCCGAUGCCCAACUCUACGAUCAGCAUCAUCCGGUUUUGCCAAAGAAUUGCGAACGUCCUAUUGCAAACAGCAACGCUCAGCUGAGGACUUCCCCUGGCAUGGCGGUGCCAACGUGUGAGAAUAAUAGGCACGAGCAGAUCAAGACUGAAACUCAGACAGCGCCCGUUGUCCUGCCGGCACAUAAUAAUCCUCCGACCGCUCUCCAGAAUUGCAUUGGGAAAGCCAAUUCUGAUGCCAGCCAUGUUCCAAUGCAAAUCCCGUCCCUGCCACUGCUCGUUUCCACACCGUUACAUGCAAGUGCCAUGUCCCAGGUGCCAGUCUUAUGUCAGAUGGUUCCCUUCUCUUCUAACAAUUCCAUGGUGACGAGAGUAGUCACAAACACUCCUGCCCAGCCCCCAGCCGUCAUGCAGCCUCUGUUUUACAUGGGAGCCCAAGUGCCAAAAGGGACAGUCAUGUUUGUCAUGCCCCAACCUGUGGUGCAAAGCACAAAGACUGUUGUGUCCAGUGGUCAUCGCCUGUCACCCAUUGCACCAGCACCCAGCGUUGCACCUUCAGAAGGAAAGGUCUCAUCGCACCUAGAUUCCUCCCGAAUUAGAAGUCAUAUCUGCAGCCAGCCCGGGUGUGGCAAGACAUACUUCAAGAGCUCACAUUUGAAGGCGCAUAUGAGAACGCAUACAGGAGAAAAACCCUUCAGCUGUAGCUGGGAAGGUUGUGAAAGGAAGUUUGCUCGCUCUGAUGAACUGUCUCGGCACCGGCGGACACACACAGGGGAGAAGAAGUUUGUAUGUCCAAAGUGUGACCGUCGAUUCAUGCGCAGCGAUCACCUGACCAAGCACGCACGGCGCCACCUAUCGACAAAAAAGCUCCCCACUUGGCAGAUGGAAGUGAGCAGGAUAAGCGACAUCGUCAUGCCGCAGGCCUCGGCUCCUGUCCAGUGAAGGCACCUACAGGCCUUACAACUCUCAGGAUAAAGUGGCCAUGGUCCCAAACCAUGAUGAAAGAUCACGUCCGCUCCAUUAUGGAUGCGACUCUGGUUCGAUCUUUCUCAGAAGGAAAUGUGGUCCGUGAAGGAACGGUAGCGAAUACAGACAGACUUUGACGAAGACUCGGGUUCCUAUAUUUGUCAUUUUUUUUGUUCUACUGCAUUGUUGAAAUAUGUCAAAUGCAGACAGUUUUGUGUAGAGCUAUCAAGUACACAAUGUGACCAGGGUGAUCUGGGGCGUGAAUAUUUUCACCGCUUACAAUAUUUUGCCGGGUAGUUAAGAUUACCAGGGAUGAGUGGCGUGACCUUGACUAUAACACACUGGUUUGUCAUCUCCUGACAUAACGUGGGGCUACGUAGGCCCCAUAGUGAAGAGAAACCAGUACCUGAUUUACUAACACUUCUAGUUAACUAUAAAAGCUAGUCAAUACUUUGACCAGCUGAGUUUUAUAUCGCUAACCAGAUAAUGCUUUCAUAGCUCAAUAGAGACAGUAAUGGUGACAACACAAAUUAUAUUUUUUAACGUGUUAAUGUUAGGGCUCAUUCAGACAGCUGUAUGCUGCCCGCAAAAAAAAAACCAGAUCCGUAUUUUAUCGGAUAGCAUACGGCCGUCUGAAUGAGCCCUUACACUCAGGAAUAAUAACGUAUUUUAUGCGAUCUUCAGUUUACCAAAAAAAAAAAGAUGCAGGAUAUUCAGUUUAAAGGAGAGCUCCAUAUUUUUUUUUUUGUCUGCAGUGCAGGAAAAGUGUCCGCCAGUCACCUUACCUUCACCCAGCUCCAUGGGUAUAUUGAUGCCAUUCUCUUUGGCAACCUAUGCACUUUGUUACUGGAUUAGUUUUUUGACUUUUCUAAUAUAAGACAUACAGAUCAGAUUUGGAUCUGUCCGCAGUUAUUUUGAAGAAUAGUGUUUGCUCAAAGGGGUUGUCCAGAAUCAGAUUUUUUUUGAUAACAUUUUUUUUUGUUACCCAGAAAAGGUACCACUCUUGCCCAUGGGCUUUGUCAGGUGUUGCGGCUUAGCCCUAUCCUAUAAGGGAAAGAGGCUGCGCCGCAAUAUUAGGCACAGACAAGUGGCGCCGUUUCUGAAGAAAAAAGGCAGACCCCUUAUUCCAAUCUUGGACACCCCUAUAGAAAAAAAAAGAACAAAUACGUGCAAUACAGUGGGAAACAAAAAUAACAUUUUUUCAACAAAAGCGCACUGUAAAGGAUGUGAGUUCAUCCCUUUCUUGUUUUUCACCUCUGUUUCUAUAGAACAAGGAUGCUCAACCAUGCGGGCCUUCAGCUGUUGCAAAACUACAACUCCCAACAUGCCCUAAUAGCUGUAAUCUGUCGAUGCAUGCUGGGAGUUGUAGUUUUGCAACAGCUGGAGGGCCGCAGGUUGGGCAUCUCUGCUAUAGAACAAUGUACAAUGGCUUGUAUGAAUCUGUUCUCUUGUCUUUUAAUGACAGGGCAAACAGAUUACUAUAACAGCCAAGGAGACCCUGCCAGGCGCCAGCCAGACAAUAAAACCUAUAGACGUCAACAGAAAACAGGCCAGCUGUUAAAGUUCACUUUAGGUGGCCCGACUGAGCAGACAGUUUUUGGGAAGAAGGUAUUGCACAUCAGUGGAGGAGAUUGCUGCAUUUACAGUAUGAGGAGGAGUGAUCACUAAAUGCCAUCGCUCGUCUCCAUACAGAAUCAUUGUUUGCCGGCAACGAACACUGUUUACACGCCACGAUCUGCUGCCGGCAAACAGUGUUUUAGUUGUCGGCACGAACAAUCCUAUUACCCGAUAAAUGAGGGAAACACUUAUUUAUCCAGGAAUUGGCGUCACCUUUAGGCCCAAUGUUCGGGCAGAUUACUGCUAAUGAGCGCUCGUUAGUGAUAAUC
Messenger RNA from Bufo gargarizans (Asiatic toad), 3506 nucleotides. It is a transcript of the gene KLF10, whose product is annotated as Kruppel like factor 10. Gene Ontology annotation, molecular function: DNA-binding transcription factor activity, RNA polymerase II-specific; RNA polymerase II cis-regulatory region sequence-specific DNA binding. The record is from RefSeq and is a predicted model, not a curated record. Gene Ontology annotation, biological process: regulation of transcription by RNA polymerase II. The transcript is spliced from 4 exons. Bases 250 to 1596 code for a protein of 448 amino acids. Lineage: Eukaryota; Metazoa; Chordata; Amphibia; Anura; Bufonidae.